UAAAAUGAUUGAAAACAUUGAACUUCAAGUUAGUGUUGUGUGAUGACGAUGAGCAGUGGAUUGAAUUUUAAAAUUACGGGGUAUUUCUGAUGCAAUCUGACUCUAUGAGGCGUAUGUGAGACUCCAUGAAGUAAAAAAAUCGACCAGAAAAAUAAAAGCUUUAAAUUUUCGAGUAAGUGAUAUCCAGCUUUCAAUAUUCUCGAUGAUUAUCAUCAUGGGCAUUCCAUUUGGCUAUGGCGCUAAAAUUUUGGGAAUAUUUCCCUUGCCCUAUAAAAGUCACUUUGCUACCACUAGUUCGGUAAUGAAAAGUUUGGUAGACGCUGGACACGAAGUGACGAUGGUUUCUCCAUUCGCCAGUGAACUUGUGAAGGAAAAUUACAGUUCGAUAAUCGAUUUAUCGGAGUCUUUACACAGCUUUGUAGGUUUAGGAUCUUAUAACCAACACCCUGACAAUGGAGCAUACGAAUUAAAUCGCCUAGUUUUCCAAUACGAGGAAGACGUUUGUGAUAAGGUUUUCAAUUCCAGAACUUUUCAGGAAUUAUUUCUCUCGAAAGAAACAUUCGAUGUGGUAUUUGUCGAGGUGUUAGCAUUCUACAAAUGUUAUCUUCCUAUAGCGAAAAAAUUAAACGCCCCCGUGAUUGGUGUAGUUACCUUGAGGUCCUGGAGUAUUGCAGAUUUGGCUACUCAAAAUCCCCAUCAUCCGGCCGACGUACCCUUGGAUCUAAUUUACCAUUGGCGUUUCGAUGAUUUUUACUAUCGGUUUUAUAAUUUGUGGUAUAGCGUGGUUGUCAGGUAUUUUUGGACGUUCGGGGUAGUCCCAGUUUUAGAGAAGUUCCAUCGAGAUUACGAGGAUCAAUUGAAGCCUUACGAAGGGUAUUUGGAUAUCGAGCCGGUACUGAUUUUUUCCAAUGGUCAUCAUAGCAUUUUACCCAGAGCGAAUAAUCCGAAUGUGAUUGAAAUCGGUGGAAUACAAGUUAGACCUGCUAAACCAUUGCCUCAGAAUAUUCAAAAAUUUAUCGACGAAGCUGAUCACGGGGUUAUUUUGUUCACUUUUGGAUCUUUCGUGAAAGUGAGCUCGUUGCCAGUCGAUGUUGUGAAUAUUUUCCUGGAAGUGUUCGCGAGUAUACCUCAGAGGGUACUUUGGAAAUUCGAAGCUCCCCUGCAAGAUGUACCAAAUAAUGUCAUGGUGAUGGAUUGGUUCCCCCAAAGGGAUAUUUUAGAACAUCCAAAUGUCAGGGCUUUCAUCAGCCAUUGUGGACUGAGUGGAAUGUACGAAGCUAUUUACACAGCUACUCCGAUAAUUUCUUGUCCAUUGAUGUUUGAUCAGCCAGCGAAUGCGGUCAUUUUAGAGAAUUUAGGUGUAGCUGUGCACUUGGAUAUCAAAUCAAUUACCAAAGAAUCGCUCUUGAGUGCCAUUACUUUGAUGUUUAACGAUUCCAAGUAUUAUGAUAAAAUGCAAAAAGUAUCGCAGGCUUUUAAAGACAGGCCACUCACUCCGCAACAAAGUGUCGUAUUUUGGACCGAAUAUGUCAUCAAAUACAAAGAUACUCUGAAUUUAAUGCCUCCCUCGGGAAAAUUGAAUUGGUUUCAGUACUAUUUAUUGGAUAUUUUUUCGCUGGUCGUUGGAACGAUUGGUCUCAUCUUGUAUUUAUCCAAUCUAUUUGUUAAAGCUUUGAUUAAGUUUUUUCAGCCAAAAUUCAGUAUUUUGAAAAAGAAAUCUGAUUGAAUAAAUUUAUAAAUUAGUGAUUAGA
Planococcus citri (citrus mealybug) is the source of this 1751-nucleotide messenger RNA. Its product is annotated as UDP-glucosyltransferase 2-like. The transcript has 6 exons. Bases 203 to 1726 code for a protein of 507 amino acids. Lineage: Eukaryota; Metazoa; Arthropoda; Insecta; Hemiptera; Pseudococcidae. The record is from RefSeq and is a predicted model, not a curated record. Gene Ontology annotation, molecular function: UDP-glycosyltransferase activity.